CAAAAUAAUCUUACUUUUAACUCUCAAAGCAACUAUGGCUUUCGCCUCAUAUGCUAAGUUGAUAAUUCUUUUAUUUUCUUUGUCAUUCUUAGCUAGUACCACAUUUUGUCGCGAUUUCUCGAUCGUUGGCUAUACACCGGAUGAUUUAACUUGCAUUGACAAGCUCAUCAAUCUAUUCGAGUCAUGGAUCCAAAAACACGGAAAAAUCUACGAAAGCAUCGAAGAGAAGUUGCACAGGUUCGAGAUUUUCAAAGAUAAUUUGAAGCAUAUUGAUGAGAGGAACAAAGACAUUGCCAACUACUGGCUUGGCUUGAAUGAGUUUGCUGAUUUGAGUCAUGAAGAAUUUAAAAAGAUGUAUCUUGGAUUGAAUGGUGAGUUGGCUACUAAGAGACAAUCGCCGGAAGAAGAAUUUACGUACGGAAAUGUUAUGGACAUUCCAAAGUCAGUGGACUGGAGAAAGAAAGGAGCUGUCACACCUGUCAAGAACCAAGGAUCAUGUGGAAGUUGUUGGGCAUUCUCCACAGUAGCUGCAGUUGAGGGCAUAAACCAAAUUGUUACUGGAAAUUUGACUUCAUUAUCUGAGCAAGAGCUCAUUGACUGUGACACUACAUACAAUAAUGGCUGCAAUGGAGGUCUUAUGGACUAUGCAUUUGCCUUCAUAGCCUCCAAUGGUGGACUUCACAGAGAGGAAGACUACCCUUACCUUAUGGAGGAAGGCACUUGUGAUGAGAAGAGGGAUGAAUCAGAGCUGGUCCAAAUCAGUGGUUACCAUGAUGUUCCCCAGAACAGUGAGCAGAGUCUUCUUAAAGCACUUGCACACCAGCCCCUAAGCAUAGCUAUUGAGGCUUCUGGGAGAGAUUUCCAGUUCUAUAGUGGGGGUGUAUUUGACGGGCAUUGUGGAACUCAAGUUGAUCAUGGCGUGGCGGCUGUGGGAUAUGGUUCAACAAAGGGUCUCGAUUACAUCAUUGUGAAGAACUCGUGGGGUUCAAAGUGGGGAGAGAAGGGAUACAUAAGGAUGAAAAGAAACACAGGGAAGCCAGAAGGACUUUGUGGCAUCAACAAAAUGGCUUCAUAUCCAACCAAAAAUAAAUAAAUCACUCGAUCAUUUUCUGGUGCCAAUCAUCUGAUAAUCUUCUGGUGGAUUUGUUAAUUUCAGUCUGGUUGAAUUGUAACUGUUGUAACAACGUGUACUUGUUCUGACAACUUGUUUGAUCUAUCUUGAAAUAAUCUCUCUUUUUUAUUGUCAAACAAUGUUUUUGUUGGGUUAAUCUCCUAUUCA
Molecule: messenger RNA, 1279 nt
Organism: Coffea eugenioides
Lineage: Eukaryota; Viridiplantae; Streptophyta; Magnoliopsida; Gentianales; Rubiaceae
Product: cysteine protease XCP1-like
Exons: 4
Coding region: 35-1093 (352 amino acids)
Cellular component (GO): lysosome
Molecular function (GO): cysteine-type endopeptidase activity
Source: RefSeq, a predicted model, not a curated record